Messenger RNA from Oryzias latipes (Japanese medaka), 5419 nucleotides. RefSeq names its product guanylate cyclase 2F, retinal (gene gucy2f). Gene Ontology annotation, molecular function: ATP binding; peptide receptor activity; protein kinase activity. Gene Ontology annotation, biological process: protein phosphorylation; cGMP biosynthetic process; intracellular signal transduction. Gene Ontology annotation, cellular component: plasma membrane. The record is from RefSeq and is marked provisional. Lineage: Eukaryota; Metazoa; Chordata; Actinopteri; Beloniformes; Adrianichthyidae.
UUAGGCCAAUUAAACCAUGACACACAAGUCUUGGUGUGCAAUGGCUUUGGUAUGUCUCCAUGGAGAAAAGAAAAAAGACCCAAUUCUGCUCAUUUAACAGAAGAAAACAAAGAAUUACUUGAAGGUCCAGUUUGGGGACAAAACCUCAAGAGAAAGAAUCUAGAUGUGGGAUCUUAAGAUUUGUUUUGGAAUAAAUCACAAAUAAAGCGUCAUUUCAAAUGUAAAAAAUGUUAAAUAAAAAUUUUCUGAAAUAUUUGUAAGUCCAAGGCUACACAUAACCAGGGCUUUUAAAUGAGACUAAGGCCUAUGCUCCCAAUCCUCUUAUACUGUGUCUCACUGAAGAUGGAUUAGUGAGUAACACCUACGUUUGGACCCCGGGUCACUUUGGAGGGAUUGGAUUGAAUGGGCCUGAAGCUGACACUGACGUCGGAUAAUACAUAUGUUACAUGUUUUUGUUUUUAUUCGUAGGAAUGAUUUUUCAGGUCCAUAGGUCAUCAUAAAUUUGCUCUAAAAGAUCUAGACAUGCAGACUUCUGUGGUUCUCUCCUGUACCUAAGAAACAAGAAAUUUUGGAUUUUUUGUUUCAUUUCAAAACAUGCCAUCUGCAAAUAUACCUGUUCGUAGAAACGCAAAGGAGCCUUCGGAGACACGGAUGGCAGGACUUAAGUAGCUCUCUGGGGUGCUGAAGCUGUCUCCAAACCAAACAGACGCAGUGCCAGAGCUCUGCCUGCCGCACCAAAAACGAUGAAGGCGCUUUGUGUUUGCCUGAGCGACGUCGGGAGGAAUAGGUAAGGCUUGGAGAUGGUUAGUUGAAAUUCUUGCAAAGAUCAACAAACACACCGGAGGCUGGCAGCUGUAAGAUUGCCUUACAGCACCUUGGAUCUGUGCGGGGGGCAUCAGAGAAAUGGUAAGUCUUCGCUCUCUGCCUGCUGUCACUGUGGAUGGAACCAAAAGGAAAAUAAUAUUCCUUAGAGGCUUUUUUUUUUGUUUGUUUUUGUUUGACAGGCAUCAUUGGUGUGAUUGAAAAGUCAUUUAUAGUGAAUAUAAAUAUUCACUACCUUGGACACCCUGGAAGGACAAUGCAACAUAUUUCUCCAAAUGGUUGGGAGUCCAACCAUCCAUGUGUGUCCAUAGAGAGAAAUAGAAGGACCUUGCAGUCACUGCCCUUCUAUAAUAUUAUGUUAUGGCUUCUCUUGGGAGUGUUGACGUUCCCUUGUUGCGUCCACUGCUUAAUAUUCAAGGUGGGGGUCUUGGGGCCUUGGAACUGCGACCCUGUUUACUACAGGGCCCUUCCUACAGUUGCAGCCAGGCUCGCCAUAAGCAGGAUCAACAGAGACCCAAAUCUGGAUCUAGGUCUGACCAUGGACUUCAUCAUCCUCCAGGAACCUUGCGAAACCUCCAAGGCACUCACGACUUUUAUUUACUCUGACAAAUCGGCGAAUGCCCUUGUGGGCCCCACCAACCCUGGAUACUGCAUCGCGGCUUCUCUUCUGGCAAAGAGUUGGGACAAGGCGCUGUUUUCCUUCAGCUGUAUUUCCUACGAGCUGGACCGUCUCACGGCCUACCCAACGUUUGCGAGGGCCGCGCCGUUCCCUGCCGACGUGCUGUUUACUGUGUUCAAACACUACCGAUGGGCCACCUCUGUGGUAAUCUCCUCCAACGAGGAGAUCUGGAUCGAAACAGCUGGGAGAGUGGCUUCUGCGCUGAGGAUGAAGGGGCUUCCUGUGGGUUUUGUUGCAGCCAUGGGGAUGAACGACACAGAGCUGGAAAGCACGCUGAAGAAAAUCCAAAGCACGGGAGGAGUGAGGGUCAUCAUCAUGUGCAUGCACUCCGUUUUGGUUGGAGGAGAGCAGCAGGCCGUGUUUCUUCUCAAGGCAAAGCAGCUGGGGUUGACUUCGGGGAAGUACGUCUUUGUGCCCUACGACACGCUCCACUACAGCGUGCCCUACACCAACGUCUCCCACUUUGCCCUGAAAAACAACAGCAGCCUGAAGGAGGCCUAUGAUGCCGUACUAACCAUCACCAUGGCUUCUGAGCCUUUAUCCUUUAACGAAGCCUUCGAAGCAGCAAGAAAGAGCGGCGAGAUUACGCUGCCAGUGCAGCCGGAGCAGGUGAACCCGCUCUUUGGAACCAUCUACAACAGCAUAUACCUGAUGGCCAGGUCCAUCCACAACGCAAGGAAAGCUGGCAUGACUCUGUCAGGCUCCAACGUGGCCUACUAUACGAAGAACACAAACUUCGAUGGCUUCAACCAGAGGUUUGAGGUGGACAGCAGGGGUCAGGUGAAGACCAGCUAUGUCGUCCUGGAUUCGGACAGCAAAGGGGCUGAGCUCUAUCAAGCCUACGUGGUGGACCUCAGGUCUGGAGUGCUUCGUUUUACGGGGAGGUCCAUUCAUUUUCCAGGAGGAUCUCCUCCUGUGGCAGAUUCUAGCUGCUGGUUUGAGGAGAACGCCGUCUGCACCGGAGGAGUGGAGGUGACUUACAUCAUAAUUGUGCUGGCUGUCAUCCUCAGUAUGACUGUAGGAGGGUUUUUCAUUGGUCUUUAUAUCAGGAGGAGACUUCAGCAAAUCCAGCUAGUCAAGGGUCCCAACAGGAUCCUUUUGACCUUAGAGGAUUUGACUUUCAUCAACCCCCAGUUGAGCAAAAAGAAAAUCACACUGGAUGACCUGAGUGAAUCCAAGAGCGCCCUGGAUGACAAGUCUGCAGACCCCUCCCACUCCAUGAACAGCAUGCAGACCGCGACUCACGAGAACUCCAGCGUUGCUGUGUAUGAGGGUGACUGGGUUUGGCUGAAGAAGUUUGAAGAAGGUCAAUUCAAGGAGGUGAAGCAAAGCACCACAAAGAUCUUUACAAAGAUGAAAGACUUGAGGAAUGAGAACGUAAACCCAUUCCUGGGCUUCUUCUUGGACUGCUCCAUGUUUGCGGUGGUGACAGAGCACUGCUCCAGGGGCAGUUUGCAGGACCUGCUGAGGAAUGAGGACGUGAAAUUAGACUGGAUGUUCAAAUCCUCUCUUCUGCUUGAUCUCAUCAAGGGCAUGAAAUAUCUUCACCACAGAGAAUUCCCCCAUGGUAGAUUAAAAUCUAGAAAUUGUGUAGUGGAUGGACGAUUCGUCCUGAAGAUUACAGAUUAUGGAUUCAAUGAACUCCUUGAAUCUCAAAAAGCUCCUGUGGAAGAACCCCCACCUGAAGAAUUGUACUGGACAGCUCCUGAGCUCCUGCGGGAUUUAACUCAUUUUCACAAAGGGACUUACAAAGGAGAUGUGUAUAGUUUUUCUAUUAUCCUUCAAGAAGUGGUGGUGAGGGGCCCACCAUACUGCAUGCUGGGUCUACCUCCUGAAGAGAUAAUCCGUAAGGUAAAAAAGCCUCCUCCGAUGUGCCGCCCUACGGUGGCCCCAGACCAGGCUCCACUCGAAUGCAUCCAGCUCAUGAAGCAGUGCUGGAGUGAACAGCCUGACCGCAGACCCACCUUUGAGGAGAUCUUUGACAGGUUCAAGAUAAUCAACAAGGGUAAGAAGACCAAUAUUAUUGACUCAAUGCUGAGGAUGCUGGAGCAGUACAGCUCUAAUCUGGAAGAUCUCAUCAGAGAGCGAACAGAGGAGCUGGAGGUAGAGAAGCAAAGAACAGAGAAGCUCUUGUCUGAAAUGCUUCCACCUUCUGUAGCUGACACACUGAAGACGGGCGCCACAGUAGAACCAGAGUACUUUGAUCAGGUGACCAUCUACUUCAGUGACAUCGUGGGCUUCACCACCAUCUCCUCUCUCAGCGAUCCCAUCGAGGUGGUCGACCUUCUCAAUGACCUGUACACACUGUUUGACGCCGUGCUCUCUAACCAUGACGUCUACAAGGUGGAGACCAUUGGUGAUGCCUACAUGGUAGCAUCAGGCCUGCCAAAGCGAAAUGGAAACAAGCACGCUGCUGAGAUCGCCAACAUGUCACUUAACAUCCUCAGCUCAGUGGGUUCCUUCCAUAUGCGUCACAUGCCGGAUGUACCGGUCAGGAUACGGAUAGGAAUUCACUCAGGCCCCUGUGUUGCAGGGGUUGUAGGUCUGACCAUGCCUCGGUACUGCCUUUUUGGAGACACCGUCAACACUGCCUCUCGUAUGGAAUCUACUGGGCUGCCUUAUAGAAUUCACGUAAAUAUGAGCACUGUGAAGAUCCUCCGUUCUCUUAAUGAUGGCUAUAAAAUUGACGUCCGAGGCAAGACAGAAUUGAAGGGUAAAGGUAUUGAAGAAACUUACUGGCUGGUGGGUAAAACCAACUUUUCAAAACCUUUGCCAAAACCACCAGAAAUCAAACCAGGGGACAACUGGCAAGAAAUGGUGACGGAGGAAAUCAAGACUCUUUUCCGCCAGGCCAACAGACCAGUGCACAAAAUGUUCUGAAAACAGGGAGAGAAGACAACAUACCAAAGAUGGAACUAUUGAGGAGACAAAGAAGUAUCAGGAUGAGGAUGGAUCUGGAGACAAAACGUUCGAAAAGCUGAAGAAGCAGGCAGAGGACAGAGAGCGCCACCCCGUCCGUCUCUCAGUGUGGCUUAACGCAGACUUGUUUAAGAGGAUUGUUCAUCGACUGGCUAAUCUGCCUGCAGCCAGCACAGCAGAACACAACGGUGCUAAUGUAAUGAAAGUUGUCACGUUAUCUGCCUACCUAACUGCUGCAAGGGGUUGCAGCAAAGCUUAAUGAAGGAAGGACUCAUCCACUCCUCUCUGCACUCAUUAGCCACUGCGUGGCCAUCUACUUCAGGGCAACCAGAAGUUCACCCAUUGCAAGUUUGAACACCUAUUUCAAAAUGAAAUGUUAUUUUCUAGCAGUGGUCUGUAGUGAGCUCCUCAUAGAAAUGCAGAGCGGAAGCUGUUAUGUAGCUGUGGUUGAAUGGCCCACACGUCCUGUCAAUCGUCUGUCUGCAGCAGGUUUCAUUCAGGUGUUUUUUUUUGUUUUGUUUUUUAAAGUCACAGAUAUGAAAGCACAUUACUUUCCCCCAAUAUGUCUGAGUCUUCCCUUCAGACAAGGUCACCUAUUUGUUUGUGUGAGCUGCUUCUUAUUUGAGGAAAGGAAAGUUGGUACAGCGGUUGGUUUUUUCUAAAACCCCAAACUGGAAGGAUGGAGGACAUUCUGAUUGUAUAAAACGUGUCUAAAAAAAUGUUUUUAGCAGUAAGUUCAAUUUUGAUGGAACCAAUCAGGCAUGACAAAACCAUAAACUAGCUUUAAAUUGUGAGAUCCGAGUAAUGCUACGUUCAUACCAAGGUUGUGACAUGCAUUCUUGAACGCGCUAAACGGCCUUCUUGAACUGGCUCAUGUCUGCCACUUACAGUUGAAAGAGGCUUGUUGUGAAAUGUCAAAGCGGUGCAAAUGUCAGGAAUCUUGCUCCGGGCUUUUUCCCCCCAGCUCUAUUCCAAUAAAUGAAAUACUUGGUGUCGUAU